AUGGAGAACGCUUCCAAUGACAGCCGGGGGCCCUUGGAACGGCUGGGCACAGGCAGCAGUGGUCCGAAGGAAGUGCUGGUGGGCUGCUUCCUGUCACUGCUGGUGCUGAGCACCCUGCUGGGAAACAGCCUGGUCUGCCUGGCGGUCCUCCGCUUCCGCCACCUGCGCGACAAGGUCACCAACUGGUUUGUGCUGUCGCUGGCUGCAUCUGACCUCUGCGUGGCCCUGCUGGUGAUGCCCUGGAAGGCAGCCACCGAGGUGGCGGGGGGCACGUGGCUCUUCGGCCGCCACUUCUGUGACACGUGGGUGGCCUUCGACAUAAUGUGCUCCACGGCCUCCAUCCUCCAUCUCUGCAUCAUCAGCCUGGACCGCUACUGGGCCAUUGCCAGCCCCUUCCGCUACGAGCGGCGGAUGACCCGGGGCCUGGCUUCAGCCAUGAUCGCCCUGGCCUGGAGCCUCUCUGUCCUCAUUUCCUUCAUCCCCGUCCAGCUCCACUGGCAUAAAGCUGAGGAUCUGCCGGAUCCGCAGCUGCACCACUGCGAUGCUCGGCUCAACCGCACUUACGCCAUCGCCUCCUCCCUGGUCAGCUUCUACAUCCCCGUCUCCAUCAUGAUUGGCACUUACGCCCGGAUCUACCGUAUUGCUCAGGCUCAAAUCCGCCGCAUCUCGUCUCUGGAGAGGGCGGGGGGGCUGUGUUCGGCCCAGGGGAAAGAGCCCACCUCUUCUCUGCGGAGCUCCCUGUUCAAGGAAACCAAGGUCCUCCAGACAUUGUCCAUCAUUGUGGGAGUCUUUGUGUGCUGCUGGCUACCGUUCUUCGUGCUCAAUUGUCUGCUGCCGUUUUGUGACUCAAGGCCUGACCAUGGCAAGAUCCCCGGGCAGGUUCCCUGCAUCAGCCAAACGACAUUUGAUAUUUUCAUGUGGUUUGGCUGGGCCAAUUCCUCGGUCAACCCGGUAAUCUAUGCUUUCAACUCAGAGUUCAGGCAGGCAUUCAGCAGCUUGCUAGGCUGCCAUCACCUCUCUUGUUGGGCCGCCCACAGCUCCAUCAUGGAGAGAGUCCACUUGAGCAAUGAACUGGCCUCCUAUCACCAUGAGUCCUCCUGCCACAAGGAUGGAGGGGACCCAGUUCCAUUACCUCCACCUGCCAUUGCUGCCUGGAGUCAAUCACUACCCCAUGCAGUGAGCUUCCCAGGAGACGAAGACAGCUCUGGAGGACCGCUAUUAGAGAAAAAGACACUGCCGUCUUGUCCAGUCGCUCAUAGAAGCAAUACCAGAAAUCUUAACUCGCCAACCUUGCUCCCCUUUGAAUGCAAGAAUGAAAUAUCUUUGGAGACUAUUACUCCCUUUACAGAGAUUACUGGACAUUAG
Molecule: messenger RNA, 1365 nt
Organism: Elgaria multicarinata webbii
Lineage: Eukaryota; Metazoa; Chordata; Lepidosauria; Squamata; Anguidae
Product: D(1) dopamine receptor-like
Exons: 1
Coding region: 1-1365 (454 amino acids)
Biological process (GO): adenylate cyclase-activating adrenergic receptor signaling pathway
Cellular component (GO): plasma membrane
Molecular function (GO): G protein-coupled receptor activity
Source: RefSeq, a predicted model, not a curated record